This is a messenger RNA of Photinus pyralis (common eastern firefly), 764 nucleotides long. RefSeq lists its product as uncharacterized. Lineage: Eukaryota; Metazoa; Arthropoda; Insecta; Coleoptera; Lampyridae. The record is from RefSeq and is a predicted model, not a curated record. The transcript has 4 exons. Bases 1 to 627 code for a protein of 208 amino acids.
AUGGCGAUCUCAUUGCUUGCAGUUUUGGUCCUAUUUAGUUUAGACAGCGUACUUGGCCAUGGCAUGAUGAUAAAUCCUGCAGGAAGAAGUUCUAGAUGGAGAUUUAACAGUACAGCUCCCCCAAAUUAUAAUGAUAUGGAAUUAUUUUGCGGUGGGUUCGGAGCUCAAUGGCUAAUCCAUGGCGGGAAGUGUGGGGUGUGCGGAGAUAACUAUAGUGAUCCAGUUCCGCGCAGUAACGAAAAUACGGGUUAUUACGGACAGGGUGUAAUCGUCGCGGAGUAUCAAGCGGAAUCCAUAAUUAAUGUUACUGUGCGUCUCACGCAAAACCAUAGAGGUACAUUUACAUUUGGGUUGUGUGAGUUAGUAAAUCUAACAAAACCAGAAACAGAAGAUUGUUUUAAAACAUUACUUUUUGCUGAUGGUUCAGAAAAGGCGGAGGUUGAACCAGGGAAUAAAGAUUUUUAUUAUCGAAUUCAAUUGCCUACUGGUUUUAAAUGCGACAAUUGUGUGCUAAGAUGGCACUACAGAACUGGUAAUAACUAUGGAACAGAUGAAGAUGGAACGACUUGUUUGGGAUGUGGACCUCAAGAGGUGUUCAGGACUUGUGCAGACAUAGCUAUUAUUUGAUAAAUACACAUUUCUUACGUAAUUAUUGUAGGUGAUUUUUAUUGUUAUAUUUGUAAAUUAGCAGAUAAGUAAAUGAAUGCGCUUUUAAAAUAAUUAAAACAGCUAAAUUUUUCCGCGAGUGAAAUCACGGAGUUUGA